Messenger RNA from Dermochelys coriacea (leatherback sea turtle), 2695 nucleotides. RefSeq names its product GRAM domain-containing protein 2A-like. The coding region runs from base 115 to 1143 and encodes 342 amino acids. NCBI's taxonomy places the organism in Eukaryota, Metazoa, Chordata, Testudines, Dermochelyidae. The record is from RefSeq and is a predicted model, not a curated record. The transcript has 13 exons.
CAGCUGAAUACAAGGCAUCUCUUCCCAUGCCCAGCCAGCUUGGAGGAGGCUGAGGGGCAGGAGCAUCAGAGCCAGGAGAGGAGUACCGGAGCCCAGCAGAGCGAGUGGGAACCCAUGGGAGCCUGGGUGGGACAUGACCCCUCAGCUGUCUCAGUGAUGAGCAGCCUGGCUGACCCUGCCGCCAGCUCCGGGAAACUCAAGAAGAGCAAGAAGAAGAUGCUGGAGCUGAAGAAGUGGCAGAGCCUGGAGGAGACGGGGAGCGAUGACCUCCAGCCAAGGAAGCACCCCAGCCUCUCUAGAUCAAAGACCUAUGACCCGUCCUUCUCCAAAGAGACUGAACAGGAGCUGGCUCUGAGCAGGCAGAGGGCCACCCCAUCCUCUUUAGCCAAGCGCCUGGUGAGCUACCACAAGGCCUUCAAGGAGAUGCCCGAGGAGGAGUCACUACUGGACAGUAUCUCCUGUGCCUGGCAGAGGGAAGUCCCCUAUCACGGGCGCCUCUACAUCUCCCAGAACUACAUCUGCUUCCACUGCAGCAUGCUGCUCCGGGAUGUCAAGGUGGUGAUCCCCGUCUCCUCCAUUGCCAUCCUCAAGAAGGCCAACACGGCGCUGCUGGUGCCCAACGCCCUCAGCAUUCGGACUGUGGAGGGUGAGAAGUUUCUCUUUGUCUCAAUGCGUACCCGGGAGGCCACGUACCAGCUGCUGCGAUCGGUCUGCAAACACCUGCAGGACGGGAGCACGAGCAGCAGCCCCCUGGCCUCGCCCGCCAACACCAGCUCCAAGCAGCUCUGCGAGAAGUCUCUGACCUCGAGCCAGUCGGACCUGGAGCUGAACCCCCCCAAGUCUGACAGCCUCCUGGACCAGCAAGACGGGCUGACCCCGAAGCAGAGCACAGAAGGCGAGGAGAUGGCAGAGCCGAGCAAAGAGAGGGCGUGGCCAGACAGGCAGAUGAAGAAGCAGCCCAGGGGCUGGUGGGCGCAACUGAGCACCCUCAACAUCGUCAUCCUCAUCUACCUGCUGCUGGUGGUGGUGUUGCUGCUGUCCUCGGGGUACAUCGGCCUGAGGAUCGUGGCCCUGGAGCAGCAGCUGAUGUCAAUAGGGGCCUGGCCAGAGCUCGACCUGCAGCACCAAUACAAGACGACCUGAAACCAGGGCAGAGUCAGGCUGCACUCAGCGCCAGAGCCUUGUGCCCCCAAAGGACCAGGCUUGCUGCUGGCAUAUGCCACCUUGCAAAUGGGCUGGAAUCCCAUGGCCACUCAUCAGCUCUCCCCCUCAUCCUGAUCUGUGUCUUGCCCUCAGCAGAGCUGGGGCUGAUUUUUAAGGAGACCGGGAAGGGAAAUUAACCAACAAGGCCUGGACCAAGAACAACUCCUCACUGAUGAAAUGCAGACAGAGUAAUGCUGAUGCAGAAGACAAGCUGAACUUCUCCUUCUGAGCGGUCAGGAGCUUAAACAGUGUGCCUUAAAGACCUGCCUGUGCUGCGUGUUUCAUAGCGCACCAGCUUUUCUUUGGAAGCCCUGAUGCAGCUGAUUUCGUUGCACUCAGGCUUCCCACUCAGCCACAUGGGUUGCAGCCUCAGCUGUAAUGGAUGCAGAGAUUGAACUACACUGAGCAAGCAACUUUCAAGCAAACCUCAGCUGAGGCAGCAAAACCGUGAUGGAAUCGGUCCGGCUGCUGCGUCCUUGUGCCAAAAAGGAAAUGGGCGUUUUCGGCUUCCGCCUGGGGCCCUUGGCCCCUCGAGAAAGCGUGGAACAUAGAUCACAGCUCCAGCUGGGCCGGGAGGGGACCCUGUCCUGAGUGAGCAGCUGCGUGGCUGUCUCAGUAGCUGUGCAAGGGCACUGGCCUCCCGGGCCCAGAGGCAAGGACAAGCCUCCUGCUGACCUCCCCAUGGCAUUUCACUCCUCCAGCACCGAGUGUCACAGGGAUGCUCUGGGCUUCAGCGGGGCUCCCUUCGGGCAUGGGCUGCUGUGGGGGGGGCAGCUGCUGUCAGGCUCCAGGGGUCCCAGACAGGCCUGGGGGAGAUGGGGCUGCUGCUAGAGCCGUGGGGGGGGGGUCCCCUAGCACCACUGGUCACAGCCCCUGCAGCUGCUGGGAGGACUGUGGCAGCACGUGGGCUAUGGAUUCUGGUCAGUUACAGGCAGGGGGCUGGGGGUCCGUGUCAUAGCACUGAACCCGGGGGGUAUGGCCCCUGCCUGUUCAUUCAGGAACCAAGCCCAGCACCCCGGUGCCCAGCCGGCUCCUAGAGCCGAACAAGGGCCCAAACCCACCCGCUGGUGCCACCCGUUCCAGGCUGGGGUGAGAAUCCAGGUCAGACUUGCACCCUGUCCCCAUGGGCCAGACUAGCCUGCCCCUCCCCUGCUCUCCGUUCAGCUUGGCACAGUCCCUUCCUCCAGUGCUCUGGUGCUGCAGGCCAGCACUCAGAGUCCGGGUAGCCAGGUGGUGCCUAGGGAAGGUCUGGGGCAGCACCGCAGGGCCGUGCCCCAGGCUGGGUAAUGCCAGAUGCUGCCCAUGCCCAGGUGGGCACUGUGCCUACCUCUGGAGUUUAAACAGCAGGAUGAGCCAUUUCCUACAGCCCAGUGCUGCUGCCAGCCGACCCCAGCAGCUUGCCUGUCUGUCCCCCAUAAGCCCCCGGGGCCGUGAGAGGAGGGUGGGGUAAAGGGCUGGGUUCUGUUAUUAAUAAAGACAAGCCAGCCUCGCA